Messenger RNA from Oppia nitens, 1770 nucleotides. RefSeq names its product retinol dehydrogenase 12-like. NCBI's taxonomy places the organism in Eukaryota, Metazoa, Arthropoda, Arachnida, Sarcoptiformes, Oppiidae. The transcript is spliced from 7 exons. Bases 1 to 1770 code for a protein of 589 amino acids. The record is from RefSeq and is a predicted model, not a curated record.
AUGGCUGUUAAUACUACUGAAAUAUUAUCAAUUGCUGUCAAAUCUAUAUAUGAAUUAUCGCAAAAUUUUAUCGGAUGGAGAUAUGAAUGCAAAAGUAAUAAACAAUUAGAUGGACAGUUAGUUGUGAUAACCGGUGCCAACACUGGUAUCGGCAAAGAGACGGCCCGUGAUCUGGCAAAACGUGGAGCAAAAAUAAUCAUUGGAUGUCGUGACGAGUCGAGAGCUAAUGAAGCGAUCAAUGAUAUUAAACGUGAGAUACCUUUAGCCGACAUAAUGGCAAUAAAAUUGGAUUUAUCAUCAUUGAAGUCGAUCCGCAAGUUUGCCGAAACUUUAGCCAACAAUUAUCAAUCAAUUGCUAUACUCAUCAAUAAUGCCGGAGUUGUUAUGGAAGAACACAAACUAACUGAUGACGGAUUUGAGAUGACUUUCGGGACCAACCAUUUGGGUCAUUUUUUGCUAACUUUACUAUUGUUACCAUUGCUCCAAAAAGCACCAAAAGCACGGGUAGUUAAUGUCUCAUCCUAUUUGUAUACCGUUGGGACAAUCAAUUUUGAUGAUAUAAACGGCUUGAAUAAUCCAUACAAUGGAACAGUUGCUUAUUGUAAUAGUAAAUUGGCCAACAAUUUGUUUACUUGGGAACUGGCCAAACGUCUGGGACCCGACUCAACGGUGACCACUUAUGCUGUCCAUCCGGGAGGUGUGCGCACAGAUAUACACAGAAAUAGGACAUCAAAUAUUCAGCGCAAACUUAUAGGACUGUUUGGACUCAUAUUUUGUAUUAACGCCAAAUCGGGUGCUCAGACAUCCAUUUACUGUGCUGUCGAUGAACGGCUCGAUAACGAAACGGGCGGUUACUAUGAAGAAUAUAAGUGUACGAGUAAUAGACGAUUGACUGAACAGGUAGUUGUAAUAACCGGUGCCAACACUGGUAUCGGUAAAGAAACGGCUCGUGAUUUGGCAAAACGCGGAGCAAAAGUAAUAAUUGGAUGUCGUGAUGAAUGGAAAGCCGCCGAUGCUAUCAAAGAGAUAAAAGCAAUGAACCCGAAGGCAGACAUAACGGCACUGAAACUGGAUUUGUCUUCACUAAAGUCUGUCCGCGAAUUUGCCCAACAAUUAACUGAUAAGUAUCAGGCAAUUGAUGUCCUCAUCAAUAAUGCCGGCGUAACUAUGAAUAAGUGUAUGGAAACUAAAGAUGGAUUUGAAAUGACAUUAGGGAUCAAUCAUUUAGGACAUUUUUUGCUAACAAUGCUUUUACUGCCAUUACUACGGAAAUCACCGAAAGCACGUGUAGUUAAUGUGUCAUCAUUUGCUCAUGUAUUCGGUGAUAUUGAUUUUGACGAUAUAAACAGCUAUAGAAAAUCAUACGUUCCGUUUGAUCGUUACGCUCAAAGCAAAUUAGCUAACAUACUGUUUACCCGUGAACUGGCCCGACGUCUGGGAACCGACUCAUCGAUCAAUACCUAUGCCGUCCAUCCGGGUAUUGUGAGGACAGCAAUAAGCAGAAGUGAUUUCUUAAUAAACACAAUAUUUAUGUAUUUGUAUGAAAAUAAAUGGCUCAAAUCGGCCGAAUUGGGUGCCCAGACAUCACUUUACUGUGCCAUCGAUAAGGCCGUCGAUAAUGAAACCGGAUUUUAUUAUGAAAAUUGUAACAGAAAUGACAACUUGUUUGCCAAAGCCAAGGAUGACGAGACAGCCCAUCGAUUGUGGGAAUUGAGCGCACAAUUAGUCAAACUUGAAGAUCAAUAUAAUUUACCAAAAAAUCCUAAUUAA